UCCGAAUGGCCCUUCUCUAUCCCCGGACAGUUGAUGGUGUUAGGUCCAGAUGGUACGGAGCAGGCGGUAGUAGCACAAUGGGCCGUUCCAAACUCCCAACACUCGGAAUUAUACCUCAGCCAGACUAUUUAUGGGCGGCAAUGGUGGAUGGUGGGUGGAGCAAGCUAUCGAUACCCAUUGCGGUAGAGCAGAUAAACACUAUCUUGAGGCUUAUCACUCGGUUGGAUAGUGAUUUUGCCAGUUAGACAUCGUAUACCUAUUAGACCUAUCCUUUAUAUCAGUCACAUACAUAUCUCGGUAGUCGGUACCGGCUCCGACAUCCGAUGUUUGUCAGCAGCCUGGCUGAGAAAACCUUGACCACUGUCCAUGUCGACGUCGAGGCAGUCAUGCUCCUUAUCCUUCACUAUUGCGCAAACAGGUAUAUCGAAAUCCUUGUUUUCUCCUCGCGUAGGAAACGUCUCGCUGACGCGCAAUGGCGUUGAUAAAAUCAAUAUUGACACCCCUGGACUACUUGUGAACACGUCGCGCGGCGUUAUACCUCAUCUUUCCAGAGAUCAACACAAGCAAUGCUCAGCUGUGCGCUGGGUGCACGUUCCAUUCGAGACGUUCCUAGAGCAUAAGCCUCCCGUACCAACCCUACAGACCGGACAGGAUCCUCUGCAUCGUUUUCUUGGAUAUCCUGUCGAUAAAUUUGUGGUCUCGAUGUCCCUUCGGGAUCCUCAUGAUGGACGGGAGGUGCCUCCGAACGGAAAUGCUUUCGUUUCAGCCAAUAGUAUCCGUGGCGUUCGUAAGGUCUCACCGGAUGAAUGGCGAUCAUAUGUCCUAGCCUGCAAACCCGAUAUCGUCGUGCCAUUGUCUGAUACCCCCUUCACACCACCACCUUAUUCUCAGAAACGGCUAACGAAAAGCAUUGAGCGAUCCUUUACUUGGUUAACCCACUUCCUUCAACCUAUCGAUGGCUUACAUCCACUGAACGUCUUUGUCCAUCUCGGAGGAGGAGCCAGCAUUGCAGCGAGAGCGGCUUUCUCUGAAAGCCUUCUAGAAACCCUGCAUGGUAAAGAUGCAGACACAGUUAAGCCACUAAAGUCAUUAGAUGAAGGCGUCACAGGUUACCAAUUGGACUUGGUCCCCCUUCGUCUAGCCUUGUCUGGAGUCGUUUCGGAACCCAUUAAUAUCGACACAUCUCCUGUUCCGACAAAUCCUGACAUCAAAACAUCUGAUGUUGUUCCCCUACUCCGCUCAUCACUAUCCCCUCUACCGGCGCACAAAAUCCGUCUCGUGAGCUCUGCAGAGUCACCUCACGAGAUGUUGACCCUUAUUCAGCAAAUUGGGGUAGACCUCUUCGAUGCCCAGUGGGCUCAACGGGCUGCCGACAUCGGAAUCGCGCUAGAUUUCACCUUCCCCGUAGGUAAUUUCGGGACUCGGCGACGGUCGAAUGGCAAACGGGAUCUUGGUCAUAAUCUUUUCGAUCACUCAUAUGCAGAAGACUUCUCCCCAUUGGCAAAUUGUUUCGUCGGACAAGCGGCUCACAGUGGUGAUGUGCCUGUCUGCAUGUGCGGAGCCUGUUCACCCGUUUCCCCACAUGCACGGAUAAGCCACUCCUACUUAGACGAGAAUGCACCAAAUGGCGGUGAGAUUGGACCAGCGUUCACACGAGCAUAUUUACAUCACCUGUUGCAUACGCAUGAGAUGUCGGCGUAUUCCCUAUUGGUGCUUCAUAAUCUCAUUGUUCUUGAUGCCUUUUUUGCCGGUGUGCGAGAUACCAUCCGGAGCCUCGACGACGAGACGUUGGAUCUAGAGUUCUCGAAGUUCUUCCAGGAAUACGAUGAAGAACUGCUAAUUUUUGAUGAAUCGAAAGCCAUGUGGGGCGAAGUUGAGAUGGCUCGGGGAAAGGGACGACUCAGUAGAGAGAAGGCAAAAGAGACAAUUUGAAUGGAAGGUGCACGACAG
Desarmillaria tabescens is the source of this 1950-nucleotide messenger RNA. RefSeq names its product tRNA-guanine(15) transglycosylase-like protein. Gene Ontology annotation, molecular function: pentosyltransferase activity. Lineage: Eukaryota; Fungi; Basidiomycota; Agaricomycetes; Agaricales; Physalacriaceae. The transcript has 5 exons. The coding region runs from base 367 to 1932 and encodes 521 amino acids. The record is from RefSeq and is a predicted model, not a curated record.